Messenger RNA from Cuculus canorus (common cuckoo), 3627 nucleotides. RefSeq names its product dimethylarginine dimethylaminohydrolase 1 (gene DDAH1). Gene Ontology annotation, molecular function: dimethylargininase activity; amino acid binding. NCBI's taxonomy places the organism in Eukaryota, Metazoa, Chordata, Aves, Cuculiformes, Cuculidae. The record is from RefSeq and is a predicted model, not a curated record. The transcript is spliced from 6 exons. The coding region runs from base 86 to 946 and encodes 286 amino acids. Gene Ontology annotation, biological process: positive regulation of nitric oxide biosynthetic process; arginine metabolic process.
AUCCCUCCCGCUCCCCGCGCAUCCCUCCCUCUCCCUCCGCGCUCCCCUCCCGCUCCCCGCGCUCCCCUCGCCCCCGGGCUCCCCGAUGGCCGGUGUGGGCGGCGGCCCCGGCUCGUUCGGGCGCUGCACGCACGCGGUGGUGCGGGCGCUGCCCGAGUCGCUGUGCCGGCAGGCGCUGCGCAGCUCCGCGGGCGCCGAGGUGGAGCUGGCCCGGGCCGAGCGCGAGCACCAGCUCUACGUGGGCGUCCUGCGGGGCAAGCUGGGGCUGCAGGUGCUGGAGCUGCCGGCCGACGAGAGCCUCCCGGACUGCGCCUUCGUCGAGGACGCGGCGGUGGUCUGCGAGGAGACGGCGCUGCUCACCCGGCCCGGCGCGCCCAGCCGCAGGAAGGAGGUUGAAGCCAUGAAGAAAGUACUAGAAAGCCUCAACCUCAACAUAGUAGAGAUGGUAGAUGAAAAUGCAACCUUGGAUGGUGGAGACGUCUUAUUUACAGGCAGAGAAUUUUUUGUGGGUCUUUCCAGACGGACAAAUCAACGCGGUGCAGAAAUUCUGGCUGACACGUUUAAGGAUUACGCUGUCUCCACAGUUCCUGUUCAUGAUGCUUUGCAUCUGAAGAGCUUUUGCAGCAUGGCUGGACCAAACUUGAUUGCCAUCGGAUCAAGUGAAGCUGCACAGAAAGCCCUCAAGACCAUGCAACAGAUGAGUGACCACCGCUACGACAAGCUGACGGUGCCAGACGAUGCCGCCGCAAACUGCAUCUACUUAAACAUUCCCAGCAAAGGCCAUGUCCUGCUGCACCGAGCACCCGAGGAGUACCCGGAGAGUGCGAAGGUAUUUGAAAAACUGAAGGACCACAUGCUGAUCCCAAUAGCCAACACAGAACUGGAGAAGGUGGACGGGUCGCUCACCUGCUGCUCUGUGCUCAUUAACAAGAGUUCAGAAUUAUGAGUUUACAGAGUCCCUCCCUUGUACCUGGCAAUAAUGUUACACACAAGGUAGACGAGUCUGUAUCCACACUUUUAUUGGUUUGAUUGACAAUCUACUGUACCACUGUGCUACUAACCCUUGUUUACAGAUUUUUUGCUUUCAUGUAUUUUUAUGAUGUCCUUGACGAUGGUACUUAAGGUAGACGUGUGGUUUGUCGGGGGGCACAUAAUCCUGAAGUACGUUAGUCCCGUGGGCUAGCGGAAGACAAUGAUAAUGGCUAACCCCUAGCUUUAGUGAUUUAACAUAUCUGUGUGAAAAUUUAAUGAAAAUUUAAUGAAAACCAACUAAUUCUCAGCAUCUCAAGCACCUCUGUUGUCUUUACGCUGUUCCCUUCUCCUGAAUUUUUUUAUCUUGCUUCCUUGCUCUGCAUCUUUUUCACCUUCCUCCAUCUUUCAUCUCUGUUUCUCUUUACUUUCAGCGAUGCGAGGUAUCAGGGGGGACUGAUGAAAAUCCAGUGGGCUCAUGAACUUGGUGUUUUGUGUGGUGAGGAACCUUUCUGGAACAGUGGGCAAUGCUCACUCUCUCAGCCAUAUCCUGUUGCUGUUGUGUCCGGAAUCAAUUUCCGACACCAAGUAGCAACUUUGGACAAAGCUUCCUCCUAUGGAAGCAUCCAAGGGAAGCAUGAAUGACAGCAAACGAGGUAGUAGCAGCGCAGCCACACGAAGUAUAUCCUGCAAGUUCAGGUCCCGGUUUGCUGCUAAUGCCAUGACUUCCAAUUUUGUCAGAAUGGAAGAGAUCUUGAAAGGCCAGAUCCCAGGGAGCACCCGGACCACAAAAAUGAAAGGCCAAGAUGCUUGUGGAAAGGUUAAACCUACAAAAGUAAUCUAAAAUGUGUAUGUGGGAUUAAUUCCAUUUAUUUUUUUCUUAUUUAUUUCAGCCUCUCCUGUUUUUUUCCUCUUUUGGAGGUCACUUACUAGCAAAACUCAAAAGAAUUUGGGUGAUAGGAGUUGAAGGACAGCUAUUCCUGGAGUCUGUGCAUGAAUAAGGGAAACGAUUCUUUCCUGAAAGACUGGCAUUUAUACUUUAUCUGCCCUUGGGGCGAUUUUCCUUGGAACAAUAACCAUCUUAUUUUUUUUAAUUGCAUGAAUAUUUACUGUGGCAUUCGGUUAAAACAAAUAUAUUUGUUGUAGCACAUUCCACAACGCGCUUACCCACUGAGUCACGCUUUUUAUUUCACCGCAGUAAGGCAAAGUGGACCCAAUUGUAUUCACAUGCUUCUUGUUUAAACCAUUUGUAAACUCCGGAUGGAGAAACUCCCAAACAGAGGCAGUAGUGGGAACUCUCCAGAGACUGACGAAUAGUCUGAACAUGUUAGGAGCUUCCUAGACAUCUCCUCUACCUUUCCUGGACAGCUUGUGGCAUGUUGCUACGAUGCAGAAGGAAGCGAGCAGGGGGGCUCAGGCAGUGUGGUCUGCAGGAAAGCAAACAGUGUUUUCUGAACACACACUUGGAUAUUGUUUGGAAACCCGCAUGCUUUUUUUGUGCAGUUGUAAGGGAGGAAGCGUGAGUACUCCGUAGGUAUUCCUCAGCGUAAUUCUUCCCUCAUCUCAGUGGCUAAUGAGGAGGAAACCUCUUGGAAGAGACCAGAAUCCAGCUGAUGCUUUGUAGGCGCACGGUACACUGUGAUGACACAAGGGAGAGAGCAGUGAUGAGCAAAAAUGUACGUGAAAAGAGAGUGUGUCCCAAAGAAGGUCUCGUUUCAAGUGCUGUUUUCUAUGGCCGUGUGCUGUCCCGAAGGGAUCUCUCCUUUGUCUCCUCCAUCCCCAGGCACCAUCGUUUCAGCCUGACCCUGGCUUGAAGGAUGUAACCAUUGCAGUGGGGCAUUUUCCUACCUUCCUUUGGUGCUUUUAUAUGAGCUGAUAAAGCAUCUUGCAUUUUAAAAUGAUAUUAAACAAAAGGUUUGUGCCAAAAAAGUGGCCCUGUAGUAUAUAACUAUGGCCUCCUGGAGGCAAGCUGUACUCUGUUAAAAACCUGUACAGCUGCAGGAGCUGUCGUACAAAGGCAGAACAGACACCUCCUGACCGCUCUGUGCAUUCCCUGGGGUCUGGCCACCAUCCAUGGCCUUCAGUCCCUCUUCCAGAGCAUCCAGCUACACUGGGGCAGCGUUAUGCUGUGAGAUUCCUAUUCAGUUUAUCUCUGAAACCUCUUGACGUGGUUUUUCCUUCCACUCUUUCUCACCUUUCUCCUGUCUUUCUCUUCCUCAGAAUCUCAUUUCUCGUUUAGACACGCUUUUCUCUUUCACCCCCGAGUGAUUUUUCCUUCUGUUGCCUCAGUUCUCCUACUUCAGUCAUCUUUUUCUGCACUCCUCCCUCUUUGGUGUUCACUCCAGAGCAUCCCAACCCCCAGCUGACUGCCCUAAACCCCCUCCCUCCUUGAGUUAGGAACCGGGAGGGAGGAGAAAUCGAGGGGUCUGCUUGGCUCCGAGCAACGUCUCUUGAGCUGGAAGGGUGACUGUCAGCAGGAGCUGUAGAUCCAGAGUGACAGGAGUGACUCCUCCUCUUUAGGGUUACUCCAGAAGAGAGAAACAUUCACAGUGGAUAUUGUUGGUAUCUUGUGUCCCUGUGAACAAUGGAAUAGGUGACAAGGAAUUCCCCUGUCUCCCCAAGGGAAGGAGCAGGGCAGUUGGGAUCACAGAGCUGAGA